Neomonachus schauinslandi (Hawaiian monk seal) is the source of this 1017-nucleotide messenger RNA. It is a transcript of the gene ZNF784, whose product is annotated as zinc finger protein 784. NCBI's taxonomy places the organism in Eukaryota, Metazoa, Chordata, Mammalia, Carnivora, Phocidae. Gene Ontology annotation, cellular component: nucleus. Gene Ontology annotation, biological process: regulation of transcription by RNA polymerase II. Gene Ontology annotation, molecular function: DNA-binding transcription factor activity, RNA polymerase II-specific; RNA polymerase II transcription regulatory region sequence-specific DNA binding. The record is from RefSeq and is a predicted model, not a curated record. The coding region runs from base 7 to 969 and encodes 320 amino acids. The transcript is spliced from 2 exons.
CACAAGAUGGCCGCCGCGCGCCCGGAGCCCCCGAGUCCGAGCUCAGCGGCCCCGGAGCCGCGAUCCCCGGAGACGCCGGACCUGGUCCUGGUGCCAGAUGACGGCCGCCCCGCCGCACCCCCGAGUGACCUCAUCGAGAUCCAGGUGGUGAGGGUGACAGACACCACGCUGGUGCCCGAGCCCCCGGAGCCAGGUUCCCUCCACUGUGCCUUGUGCCCAGCUGCCUUCCGGCUGGUCUCUGAGCUGCUUUUCCACGAACAUGGCCACCUGGCGGCGGCGGAGGGCGGCGGGCAGGGCGGGGACCCCAGCCGGUGUCACGUGUGUGGCCACAGCUGUCCGGGCCCCGCCAGCCUACGCGCGCACUACAGCCUGCACACGGGGGAGCGGCCCUACCGCUGCCCCCUCUGCCCCCGGGCCUUCAGGGCCCUGGCGUCCCUGCUGCGGCACCAGCACCGACACGGGGUGGAGCCAGGGCCCUCUCAGGGGCCCCCGGAGGCGGCCGCGGCUCGGGAUCGGAGGCCCGGGGCGCCGCAGGAGAGGUCGGAGGUGGUGCUGGCGGCGGCGGCGGCGGGCGCGGCGGCGGGGAAGCCUUUCGCCUGCAGGUUCUGCGCCAAGCCGUUCCGCCGCUCCUCGGACAUGCGCGACCACGAGCGGGUGCACACGGGCGAGCGGCCCUACCACUGCGGCAUCUGCGGCAAGGGCUUCACGCAGUCCUCGGUGCUGAGCGGCCACGCGCGCAUCCACACCGGCGAGCGCCCCUUCCGCUGCACCCUGUGCGAUCGCACUUUCAACAACUCCUCUAACUUCCGCAAGCACCAGCGCACCCACUUCCACGGGCCAGGGCCGGGGGACUCUGGCAGCCAGCUGGCCUCAGGGCCCGAGGGGCCAGGGAGUGGGUGUGGGCCGGGAAGCAGUCUGGAAGAAGGGCAAGGGGAGGUGGCCAAGGUGAAGGUGGAGGUCGACCAGUAGGCUGGGAGAGCAGGGCCGUGGGAGCAUUAACAGGGGACAGGGAGUAGG